Molecule: messenger RNA, 436 nt
Organism: Racocetra persica
Lineage: Eukaryota; Fungi; Glomeromycota; Glomeromycetes; Diversisporales; Gigasporaceae
Source: the annotation of a GenBank genome assembly
AACAAGUGCCGGAAUUAAAUGUUAGUUAUAAGCCACAAAAGAUAUCACCAAAAUUUCCGGGCACAGUUCGCAUGCUCUUUUUAAAGAAAAUUAAAUCAAUGUUCAUGCAUCCACAAUUUCAAACGGAUGUUGUAAAGCCCAUGCAAAUUGAUAAUAUCAUUGAUCAAGAAGUUGCAAAUUUGUCUGGGGGAGAACUUCAACGAGUAGCUAUUGUGCUGGCAUUAGGUCAUCCCGCAGAUAUUUACUUGAUCGAUGAGCCAUCCGCUUAUUUGGAUUCUGAACAACGUAUUGUCGCUGCAAAAGUUAUUAAAAGAUUUAUACUUCAUAAUAAGAAGACUGCUUUUGUAGUAGAACAUGAUUUUAUCAUGGCGACAUACUUGGCAGAUCGUGUUGUCGUUUAUGAAGGGAGACCAUCUAUAAAAGCUAUGGCUAAUUC